AUGGCCAGCUCCUCGUCGUGUGCCUUCCACUGCUCCCGCGUCUCCAUCAGGUGCUCGGCCUCGGAGGGCGGCGGGCAGCACCGGAGCAGCAGCAGUAAUGCGGUCAGGGUGAACGGCGCGGCGCACCGUGCGCCGUUGCAGGUGGGCGCGGCGCUGGAGACGUCCAUCAACAGGUCGCUGGCCGAGCUGAGCGCGCCUGUGCUGACGCCGCCGCCGCCGCCGCUCACCGGGGGCGGCGAGGACCGCGUCCGGCGCCAGAACAUACCGACGGAGAAGCAGACCGUGGACCCGUUCCGGCAGGCGCUGAUCGUGGAGGGCGGCGUGCGGUACCAGCAGACGCUGGUGGUGCGGUCCUACGAGGUUGGCCCCGACAAGACGGCCACCAUGGAGACCGUGCUCAACCUUCUCCAGGAGACAGCGCUGAACCACGUGUGGAUGUCAGGCCUGCUGGGCGACGGCUUCGGCGCGACGCACGGGAUGAUCAAGAACAACCUCAUCUGGGUCGUCUCCAGGAUGCACGUCCAAGUCGAUCAGUACCCGAUCUGGGGAGAGGUGCUGGACAUCGACACGUGGGUGGGCUCGUCGGGGAAGAACGGCAUGCGGCGCGACUGGCUCAUCCGCGGCCGCAACUCCGGCGACAUCUUCGUGCGAGCAACCAGUACGUGGGUGAUGAUGAACAAGGUGACGAGGAGGCUGUCAAAGAUGCCGAAGGAGGUCCGGGGCGAGAUCGCGCCGUGGUUCAUCGACCGGCAUGCCAUCGAGGAGGAAGCCGCGGAGAAGAUCAUCAAGCUCGACAGCAACGCCAAGUAUGUCGACUCGGACCUCAAGCCGAAGCGAAGUGAUCUGGAUAUGAACCACCACGUCAACAAUGUAAAAUACGUGAGGUGGAUGCUUGAGACUCUUCCUGAUCACUUCCUGCAGCAGCACCAGCUUAGCAGCAUCAUCCUGGAGUACAGGAAGGAAUGUGGGAGCUCAGAUGUGGUGCAGUCCAUUUGCCAACCUGACGAAGACUCAGUUCCACCAGAGGAACAUGUCAGCAUGGUCACUGGGCCUUCCCUUUUGCCAGAGAUCAUCAGUGGCCACCACAGCUUGGCAGGUGCGCUCCAACAAUGGCCAACCAAGUACACGCAUCUUCUGCAACUGAAAGCAGGUGAUAAGCACGAGGAGAUUGUGCGAGGGAGAACUACAUGGAAGAAAAAAUCACAUAAAGCUCCCUGA
This is a messenger RNA of Panicum hallii, 1218 nucleotides long. RefSeq names its product palmitoyl-acyl carrier protein thioesterase, chloroplastic-like. Gene Ontology annotation, biological process: fatty acid biosynthetic process. Gene Ontology annotation, molecular function: acyl carrier activity; fatty acyl-[ACP] hydrolase activity. The record is from RefSeq and is a predicted model, not a curated record. Bases 1 to 1218 code for a protein of 405 amino acids. Lineage: Eukaryota; Viridiplantae; Streptophyta; Magnoliopsida; Poales; Poaceae. The transcript has 6 exons.